Molecule: messenger RNA, 936 nt
Organism: Prorocentrum cordatum
Lineage: Eukaryota; Dinophyceae; Prorocentrales; Prorocentraceae
Source: the annotation of a GenBank genome assembly
ACCGUUCUGGUUCGAGGAGCACGCAUGUUUACAAGGCACUACAACAACACCGAAGCUGUCCCGCUGGUCUGGGGCUCGCUUGCAACAUCUGAUCAGCAAGCCAGCAUGGCCCCACCUAUGGCAUUCGCGGUUGUCGGAGCAUUCGUUUUCAUGGCCCUUGCAAAUUUCUUGGCCAUGAAGAAGUUCUUCGGUGGCAAGGACAACAAGGAGAUAUCCGACUCGAACCCGACCUUCGUAACGCCAGAUGGGGCCACAUUCGGCAUAUGGGGCUUCAUAUACAUGUUGGAAGCGCUCUUGGUCUUCGCGCAGGUGUAUUGGGCCAAUGACCCUGAGAAUCAGCAUUUGAUGGGCCAGCUAUGUCCUCUGACCGGGAUGGAUGUCAGGGCCAGGCUGAUCUUGGCCUUCGUCGCAAACGGGAUUUGGCUGCCAACCUUCAACAACGAGUGGUUUGUGGCAGGCCUUGGGAUCAUGGCCGCCUACUACGGCUUCCUGCUCAGCGUAUACUACAGCUUGUCCUCUGCCAGCCACGGCCUGACCCAGGCGGUGAUCUACGUGUCUGGGAUCUCGAUGAACACCAGCUGGAUCACAGUGGCCACGGUGCUCAGUGCCUUCUUCUGCGCGGGCAGGGCCGGGUGGCGAGACAGGAACGGCGUGGCGGGGUCCCCGCUGGCGGCAAAGGCCGUGGUGGUCGGCGUGGCGCUCGUGGCCAUCGCUUGCCUUGCGCGCUGUCUGGACAUGGCCUGGGCGUUCACAGCCGCGUGGGCCCUCCGAGGAAUCUUCCGGAUGCAGACGAUCGACGACAAGGUCAGGUUCCCCAUCGGUUCCCUCGACGACUCUUUGGGACGUCUCGCGCGCACCGCGAGCUACUCGGUGAUCGGCGCCAUGCUGGUCGGCGCGCUCUACUACUUCCGCCGCGGUGAGCCGGGCAGGUUCUGA